GAGCUACAGAAUAGUGUCAGAGACUUACAAGCGGCUUGUACAGACUUUGGAAUGACCAUUAGCAGUUCAAAAACCCAGGUUAUGCACGUGGAAAAAACUCGUAAAACUGUUCAGUGUGAAUUGAAUGGAAAUUUGCUUGAAAAAGUAUCACAAUUCAAGUACUUGGGUUGCAUCUUCUCUGAAGAUGGCAAGUUUGACAAAGAGUUUGAACAACGUAGAAUGAAUGGAAAUAAGGUAGUAGCACAGCUUAGAUCACACGUUUUCAAUAAACGUGAGUUGAGUAAGGAGACGAAAUUGUUGAUUCAUCAGUCAAUCUUCAGACCUACUAUCCUUUACGGAAGUGAGAGCUGGGUCGAUUCUCAAAAUUUAAUCCAUGGAUUGGAAUUGGCUGAUAUGAAAGUUUUACCGGAAGUUGCCGAAUCAGCUUUUGCCGAAUCAGCUGUUGCUGAAUCAGCUGUUGCCGAACCAUGA
This is a messenger RNA of Contarinia nasturtii (swede midge), 471 nucleotides long. RefSeq lists its product as uncharacterized. The record is from RefSeq and is a predicted model, not a curated record. Lineage: Eukaryota; Metazoa; Arthropoda; Insecta; Diptera; Cecidomyiidae. The transcript is spliced from 2 exons. The annotation marks the transcript as partial.